AGGAGAAGGAUUAGUGGGGAAGGGCAGAGGGAGCAGGAUUUAUCAGCUUUUCAGAUAUGCAUUACAGCUUUUUAUAAUAUUUCACUGGAUUGUCUAGGACUUUGCCUGGCUACAACAGGAGUUCCUCAACCAUAAAAGAAAGGUUUGAGCAUUGGCUGUUUUGCAGCUCAGCAGAGCACCAUGAUGGCAUCACCCCGCGUGCGUGCAGAGCCCCUUGGCCAGCCGGGUGCCUGAGGCCGGCAGCUGUGCCACACCAGGCUGCCUUCUCUGCCACAGCCAACCGGGGAGAAGGCUUUUCACUGGGAGAAGGCACCGAAGUGAUGGGCUGAACUUAUGGGAGGAACCAGCGGCCAGCCAGGUGGAGAUUCAGGUGCCCGUUGGGAGGCGUGAAGGGCCCGGUUUCAGCAAGGGCAUGGCCAAAGCUUUCUUCAGGCUACAGAAGUUUCUCCGUCGGACCCAGUUUCUGCUCUUCUUCCUCACAGCAGCUUAUCUGAUGGCUGGCAGCCUCCUGCUGCUACAGCGGACCCGCUUGGUUAUCCAGCAAGGUUCACGUGGGACCUCUGCUAAUCAGGCCCUGCUGGUGCCGGACGGGAUGGCCGGGGUUGGGAUUGUAGACCCCAGGACGCUGCAAAACCCCCACCCCGGUCCCAGGCUGCUGGUGGGCAUGGACGCGCUGCAGGAGCCGGCCCUGGAUCCGCAGCACAGCCCGCGGUGGCUCAUGUCCCGCAACUCAGAGCUCAGGCAGUUGAGAAGAAGGUGGUUUCACAGGUUCAUCAGCGAUCAGGAGCCCAUGCAAACAGCGGGAUUUAAAGCAAUGAAGCACACUGCUGAACACAAAGGCACCUACAUGGGAUGCUUCAGCGAUGAUUCGAGGGAGAGGACACUGAAGGGUGCUGUGUUUUAUGACUUAAGAAAAAUGACAGUAUCUCACUGUCAGGAAGCUUGUGCUGAGAGGGCUUACACCUACGCGGGCCUGGCGUACGGAGCAGAGUGCUACUGCGGGAACAAGCUCCCAGCGACUGCCUCAAAGCCCGAGGAGUGCAACAGCGAGUGCAAGGGGGAAAAGGGCUCCAUCUGCGGAGGGGUGAACCGGCUCUCUGUCUACAGGGUGGAGGAGCUGCGGGCAGGAGAGAGACGACGGAGGAAUGUUAUCUAUCGAGGAUGUUUUAGAGCUCCAGAAAAUUUAACAGACACCUUUCCAGCCUCUUUGAUACAGCCCAAUUUGACGGUGGAGAUGUGCUCUGAAUUUUGCUCCAAGAAAGAGUUUCCCUUGGCAGUCAUCCAAGGGCAGGAGUGCUACUGCGGCUACCCCACCGGGCGCUUCUCGCUGCACGACGGCGCAGACAGGCUGCUCUGCAGUGGGAUGCACAACACCAGCAGUAACGCCGAGGGAAAAUACUGCCUGGUCUAUCAGACACCAGUGCAAGACACCCGCUGCACAGACAGGAAAUUCUUAACCACCAAAUCCAAAGUGUUCGUUGCUUUGUCAAGCUUUCCUGGGGCUGGGAAUACGUGGGCUCGCCAUUUGAUAGAGCAUGCCACAGGAUACUACACGGGAAGCUAUUACUUCGAUGGAGCCCUCUACAACAAAGGUUUUAAAGGAGAAAAAGACCACUGGAGAAGUAGAAGGACCAUCUGUGUGAAAACACACGAAAGUGGCAAGACGGAGAUUGAAAUGUUCGACUCGGCGAUCCUGUUGAUAAGGAAUCCAUACAAGUCGCUGAUGGCGGAGUUCAACAGGAAAUAUGCCGGGCACCUGGGGUACGCCACCGACCGCAACUGGAAGAGCAAAGAGUGGCCCGAUUUUGUGAACAGCUAUGCCUCCUGGUGGGCCUCCCACGUCCUGGACUGGCUGAAGUACGGGAAGCGCCUGCUCAUCGUCCACUAUGAGGACCUGAAGCAGAGCCUCAUCCCCAAGCUGAAGGAAAUGGUGGAGUUUCUGAAUAUGACAGUGACAGAGGACCGACUGCUCUGCGUUGAGAACAACAGGGAUGGGAAUUUCAAGCGGUCUGGUGCUAAGCAAAAGGAUUUUGAGCCAUUCACCCAGGAAAUGAAAGAUCUUAUCAACAGAUACAUCCUGACAGUGGAUGAAGCCCUGAGGGGAAGAAACUUCACAGGGCUGCCCAGAGAGUAUGUGCCAAGAUGAUAACCUGGUAGCACUCUGCUGUGUUUAAAAAUAAAAUAAAUUUUUCUAAAAAAAAAAAAAAAAAAAAAAAGAGCUUUAUAGCAGUUAAAGCAAAGAUACUUGUGAGUCUGCUGAGCAGUGCAAAUUCUCUCCACUCUUGGGUGUUCUUCAGGGCACUAAGUGCUCCAGAAGGCAAGCAAUGAAGGAUGGAAAUUGGGUUAUAAACCAUGGCAAAAAGCUAUUAGUGUCUACCUGCGUGUGCCCCUCCCUGCACAAACGGCUCAGAACUUCACAGCGGAGCACCCCUGCUUCUGCGGCAGGCAUCCUGCCUUCUCGCUCCUGCUGUCAUCACAGACCUGCCAGUGGCUGCUUGGGUUUUCACAGCAACCGUGUUGGAAAUGGAC
Molecule: messenger RNA, 2529 nt
Organism: Aptenodytes forsteri (emperor penguin)
Lineage: Eukaryota; Metazoa; Chordata; Aves; Sphenisciformes; Spheniscidae
Gene: WSCD1
Product: WSC domain containing 1
Exons: 9
Coding region: 413-2146 (577 amino acids)
Molecular function (GO): sulfotransferase activity
Source: RefSeq, a predicted model, not a curated record